AUGGGAGAAACCAACUACUCCUUUGAUGAAAGUGUUGUGAUUGAUAAGAACCCUUCUGAUAGGGAACUUUCUAAGAAUGCUGAUUUGCAAGAAGCCUAUAAUAAGCUUUGCAAGGUUGUUGUAAAGGAUGCUAUGAAUGUUGACAUAGGUUUAAAGAAAAUUGCUUCUUUUGAACUUGGUAUAGUAACAAAGAAGUGGAUAUGCGUUGCAAUUUUCAAAGCCAUUGCUCUACUCGUGAUUGUUUUCUGCAUAUUGUGUUAUCUACUCAAACGGAGAGCAGUUGUAAUUCAAGGGAGUGAUGAAACAAACGGUGAAAAUGGAUUGCUUGCUUCAUUGAGCUUGGACCCAUCUAUCAACAUGAAUGAAAUUCUAAAUGAUGGGAAUGAUGGAGCUCGUUUCAGUGUAAUUAGCUAUACAAGUGUCAUGGCUGCAACAAGCAAUUUUUCAUUAGAAAACAAGCUUGGAGAAGGAGGCUUUGGGCCUGUGUAUAAGGGAAAAUUGGCAGGGGGGCAAAUGAUAGCGGUAAAGCGAUUAGGGCGAAAUUCAGGACAAGGAAUACCUGAGUUUAGGAAUGAGUUGAUAGUCAUGCCUAAACUCCAACAUGUGAAUAUUGUUAAAAUUAUUGGUUGUUGCAUUCAUGGAGAAGAGAGGAUGUUGGUUUAUGAAUACAUGCCCAACAAAAGUUUAGAUUGCUUUCUAUUUGACUCAAAGAGAAGCAAGUUAUUAGAUUGGAAAAAACGUUUCAAUAUAAUUGAAGGAAUUGCUCAAGGACUGCUCUAUCUCCAUAAAUACUCAAGACCAAGAGUAAUUCAUAGAGAUUUAAAAGCCGGAAACAUACUCCUUGACAAAAACAUGAAUCCUAAGAUAUCUGAUUUUGGCAUAGCACGAAUUUUCAAACCAGAUGAAUUGGAAGCAAACACUAAUGUAAUUGUUGGAACAGAGUAA
Messenger RNA from Quercus robur (English oak), 945 nucleotides. RefSeq names its product G-type lectin S-receptor-like serine/threonine-protein kinase At1g11300. Lineage: Eukaryota; Viridiplantae; Streptophyta; Magnoliopsida; Fagales; Fagaceae. The transcript is spliced from 6 exons. The record is from RefSeq and is a predicted model, not a curated record. Gene Ontology annotation, biological process: protein phosphorylation. Bases 1 to 945 code for a protein of 314 amino acids. Gene Ontology annotation, molecular function: protein kinase activity; ATP binding.